AUGUUUAAGAGUCGCCCGAAAUACCGAACACCUGAUGGUUCCACUAUUGAGACAAAAGGGCUUUUCCAGGCGUUGCUAGCCGACGCUAUAGCCAGCGCGUUUAUUCUCGAUCUGCAAAGAUGCAAGACGCCAGAGGCCAUGGAAACCGGCACAAAGGCGAACGUUCUGUGUGCACACUUAAGACAAGAAGCGAAGGUGCGGGCCACUCUCAAACCUAUUAUCUACCUAGUAGCAAGUGAUAACCUGGAGGCGGCUAGACAGAAAGCAAACAGCUUCAUUCAUGACUUACAAAAUGCGGAAGAGGACUGGGCGGAAAUGGAAGUUACCCAAGCAACUGCAAGAGUGCAUGCUGCGCUGUCCGCUUCCCUGAGCUUCGCUCUAUCAUCAUGGAAGGGAAAAGUCGCUACAUGGAUAGCAAGCCAGACGCCGCUAAGGGGCUUGCUCCGUAAAGCGUUGGGUGAAGUGACUGCUCUUAUUUUCGAGGGUAAUGCGGAAGCAGCGAAGUUCGGCUUGCACGUGAUGAGUGUAGAAGACGAAGAUCCAACGGUCACAAGUGGGGCGUUGUUAAAGUACGCCCAAAUGCAGGUGAUGCAAUCAGCAGCGGAAGCUCGAUUCUUCUGUCAAACAGGAUUAAAGGGGCUUGGCAAGGCAGUAGGUAGUGCUCUGAAGACAGCCAUACGCAGCCUCGCGCGUGCGGAAGUGGACGACGCCCGGCGACAGAGCAACGGACGAGCUUACCCUUCAACGCCUCCUCAUAAUUUUUCUGAGAUAUCAUCUUCAGUGAAUGCCUUGAGGAAGCCUUACAGGCAUCCGGCGGCUCUGUUCAACGCCAAUGAACAGGAUUUUCUCCCCUCCUUCGUCUCCACGCGCUCUCUCAAGACACGACGUCGUUUCAGUGGUUCAGCUAUGGCGUUGGUCGGCUCAACAUCAGGGAUGAAUCUCAAGAAGGCUCUGAAGAAAGUUAAGUUCCAGGGAAAGAAUAUCUUCGCAGACACCAACUUCCUGAAACGACGAUGGUGGAGUGUUUUAGGGGAAAUUGUGAGAAGGCUACGGACCAAGGAGAAGGUGGCCCUGCCCCUUGUCAUUCUGUUGUCGGUUCAUUUCUUUGUCAUCAGCCUUUCAUUUGCCGCUGUUGCGACCGUAGCAACGCAAGCAAUUGGUGCAUUCUGCGUCCUCGUGGUGGUGCUAAUGAUGCUGGAUCUCCUUCAGCUGGAUGCUUCUCUCAGCCAACUACACAAAGCCUACCUCUAG
This is a messenger RNA of Eimeria maxima, 1251 nucleotides long. RefSeq lists its product as hypothetical. The coding region runs from base 1 to 1251 and encodes 416 amino acids. The record is from RefSeq and is a predicted model, not a curated record. NCBI's taxonomy places the organism in Eukaryota, Apicomplexa, Conoidasida, Eucoccidiorida, Eimeriidae. The transcript is spliced from 2 exons.